GCAGAGACACACGCGAUUGGCCGCGGCGCAGCCAGUGAGCGGGCCUGUUGCUGCCCUGCGCCACGCUGAAGGGUAGGGGAAGCGUCUUGGGCCUGGAGACCCUGAGUAUUCCGUCGGUUUUACCACAAUGAGCUCCAUCGGCACCGGGUAUGACCUGUCUGCCUCUACAUUCUCUCCUGAUGGAAGAGUUUUUCAAGUUGAAUAUGCCAUGAAGGCUGUGGAAAAUAGUAGUACAGCUAUUGGAAUCAGAUGUAAAGAUGGUGUUGUCUUUGGGGUAGAAAAAUUAGUCCUUUCUAAACUUUAUGAAGAAGGUUCCAACAAACGUCUUUUUAAUGUUGAUCGGCAUGUUGGAAUGGCAGUAGCAGGCUUGUUGGCAGAUGCUCGUUCUUUAGCAGACAUAGCAAGAGAAGAAGCUUCCAACUUUAGAUCUAACUUUGGCUAUAACAUUCCACUCAAACAUCUUGCAGACAGAGUGGCCAUGUAUGUCCAUGCAUACACACUCUACAGUGCUGUGAGACCUUUUGGCUGCAGUUUUAUGUUAGGGUCUUACAGUGUGAAUGAUGGUGCACAACUCUACAUGAUCGACCCAUCAGGUGUUUCAUACGGUUAUUGGGGCUGUGCUAUUGGCAAAGCCAGGCAAGCUGCAAAGACAGAAAUAGAAAAGCUUCAGAUGAAAGAAAUGACCUGCCGGGAUAUUGUUAAAGAAGUUGCAAAAAUAAUUUACAUAGUACAUGAUGAAGUUAAGGAUAAAGCUUUUGAACUAGAACUCAGCUGGGUUGGUGAAUUAACUAAAGGAAGACAUGAAAUUGUUCCAAAAGAUAUAAGGGAAGAAGCAGAGAAAUACGCUAAGGAGUCUUUGAAGGAAGAAGAUGAAUCAGAUGAUGAUAAUAUGUAACCUUUCCUCCAUUAUCUGUUCUAUUUUAAAUUUCUACUGCAGUCCCAUGUAACUAUUCAGCCCUGUGGAUCAUACAUAGUUACUGCCAAUUUUCAUUAAAUUUUUGUCUUGUUAACUAU
Molecule: messenger RNA, 1014 nt
Organism: Otolemur garnettii (small-eared galago)
Lineage: Eukaryota; Metazoa; Chordata; Mammalia; Primates; Galagidae
Gene: PSMA3
Product: proteasome subunit alpha 3
Exons: 11
Coding region: 128-895 (255 amino acids)
Biological process (GO): ubiquitin-dependent protein catabolic process
Cellular component (GO): proteasome core complex, alpha-subunit complex; proteasome core complex; nucleus
Source: RefSeq, a predicted model, not a curated record